AUGGGUUGUGUAGUGGAGCAAGAAAGUGCAGAAGUCUUUGAAGUUGUGGAGACACUUCCUGGUUUGGCUUGGACUGGAGCCGAUGUGGACUGGGGGGAAACUGCUGUUAUUUGGGAUGUGGUAGACUUCGUAGUAGUCAAGACACUUGCUGAUGUAGCAGUAGCAGUGCCUUGGGCAGGAGCAGAUUUGGAGGGGAGAUCAAUGAGGACACUGAGGGUGUUGCUGGAGCGCUCAUUUGCCCUCCUUGCCCUGCUGCAGUGUAUGGCGCAGACCUGGUUCACCGCCACGCUCCUGCAGAUGUUCCUGUUCACGCCGCCCCUCAUGUGGCUGGUGAGCAGGUGGACACAGCGCGCGCUGUGGCCGGGCUGCCUGCUGCUGGGGCUGCUGCUGGCCGCCUGCGCCGUCGCGCUCUACGCCACCACCGUGCAACUGGGGCUGGCGCCCACCUUGCUCGUGUUCCCGCGGAUGCUGCCGCGACAGGCCUUCCUGUGGGACCCCACGUUCGUCUACCAGUACGUGCGCGCCCACACUAACGCCGUGCCCUACGUGGUGGGCCUGCUCACGGGCACCCUGUUCCACCUGGCCGACCGAAACAAGUGGCAACCCUCCAAGCGGACGGCUACCUGGCUGUGGCUGGGGAUCCCCCUGGGCCUGCUGCUCCUUGGCGCCGCCUUCAUCUCCGCGUUCCCCUUCGUGCGGCCCUCGUACGAGGCGCGGCCACUGCUGGACGCGGCUUACGGCCCUGCGCGGCUGCUGGGGUUCUCCCUGCCCGCCGCCUGGAUCAUCUUCACCUGCGGCUUGGGCUAUGGAGGCAUGUUCGACAGCAUCCUGUCGUGGUCGCCUUUGGUGGCGCUGGGCCGCCUCACCUUCUCCGUGUUUUUGGUGCACCUCGCCAUCAUCAUCGUGUCUAUGGGCUCCAUGCGCCAGCCAGUCCACCUCAGCGACUUCAGCGUGGCUAGUGAAACCGUGGCCGACAUUGCCAUGUCCUACGCGGCCGGCCUGCUGCUGUACCUUUGCGUCGAGGCCCCUAUGUUGAACCUGCAGACCAUCUUCUUCUCCAAGUUGAGCAGUAAGCGGGUGUCUGCCGAGAGGGUCCUACGAGACGAGCCGACGAGCGGGAAGGCCCAAGGAGCAGCCGAGGACGGCAACAAGGAGCACGGGGACGCGGCCUACAGGACCUGGACAAGCACCACCGACGCGUGACACAACUUUAGUAAAAAAUUGGCUCGUCCAUGUUCUCUCCUGCCUUGCUCCCUGUCAAAUAAAAAGUUUGAUUUGUU
This is a messenger RNA of Thrips palmi, 1280 nucleotides long. RefSeq names its product nose resistant to fluoxetine protein 6-like. The coding region runs from base 1 to 1203 and encodes 400 amino acids. The record is from RefSeq and is a predicted model, not a curated record. Gene Ontology annotation, molecular function: acyltransferase activity, transferring groups other than amino-acyl groups. The transcript has 7 exons. NCBI's taxonomy places the organism in Eukaryota, Metazoa, Arthropoda, Insecta, Thysanoptera, Thripidae.